AGUAUGACUGAGUGUGACAAAAGAGAGAAAUCCAACAAAAACUAAAUGUUUUAAAAUUUUGAGUCUUUUUUUCGGUUUUGCUAUAUCACAGUAUUAUUCAAUGCCUGACCCCAGCAGAAGGAACUGGAAAACGUAGUUUGUAGAAUUAAUGUUUGCCUGCUAACUAUGAAUAUUCAGUGAUUUAUGAUGUUAGCAGAUAUAGAACCUGACGUGUGUACUCUAAACAUUAGGGAUGUAUCAUCAAUGUUAGUAUUUGACAACACAAAACCUCCUAUUCUUACUAGUUUUAUAUUUUCUCUGAACUUGACCAAGGAUUAUUUUUUCUUAUCUCAGCUUCUUGGGUUAUCCUCUUCAAAGAAAAUUCUUGUGACUUGCAGAGGUUUAGAAAAGAUUACCCUUGACUAAAACGAGUUCUUCAAAAAGGGAAAAAUUCUGUGCAGAUCUCUUCCAUUUGACGUUGCUAAACUUAAGUACAAUAAUGUCACAUGCACUUAUACAGUAAUUGUGGGCACGCCUAAGUCCCUCCCUCUUUCCUAAACCAAAUUCCCCAGAUCCUAGAAAUCCAGCCCUUCUGCCCUCCCGGAGGCGCCUUUCCCAACGUAAAGUACAAUUUAAAAUUUAAGCUCCUUACUAAAUAAUGAUUCUGUAGUCAAGUGCUAGGGGAUCUGGGCACUCCAUUGCCUCCGGAGGGUGCAGCAGGGUGUAGGCAAGGGCAGGGGGAGUGGGCGAAGCUGCUGGUUGGUGCCUGAAAUCUGUGCGUUGCCCCUUUAAUUGUGUCCCCAGCCCUCGGGCGUUUCUGUCCAACGCCCACGUCAGCAAAUACCUUUUGUUUCUCUCACGUUGGGGCUACUUGUUUUAGGGCGCAAAGGAACGGCUUCAAAAGGGGGUAUUUCCCCUGCCGGGAACCGGGAAUCUUCCCCCAGCCCGCGCGCGCGCCCCGCCGGUGCGCCGCGGCCCGCGGAAAAGCCUUCAUAUACAGACUGUGUUUAACUUGGAAUCUUCCCCUUUUUACUCCAUUCAAUCGACUUAGCAGGGUUUCAAGAGCAGCAUUUAUAAAUUCCCAGAAUGGAGAUCUCCUCUCAUCAGUCUCACCUCCUCCAACAACUGAAUGAGCAGCGCAGGCAAGAUGUAUUUUGUGAUUGCAAUAUUCUGGUUGAAGGAAAAGUCUUCAAAGCCCAUCGGAAUGUAUUAUUUGCUAGUAGCGGCUACUUUAAAAUGCUUCUUUCGCAGACUUCCAAGGAAACAAGUCAGCCGACCACCGCGACGUUUCAGGCUUUCUCUCCCGACACUUUUACCGUCAUCCUGGACUUCGUCUACUCUGGUAGGCUCUCUCUCACGGGUCAGAAUGUCAUAGAAGUGAUGUCAGCUGCUAGCUUCCUUCAGAUGACUGAUGUCAUCAGCGUUUGUAAGACCUUUAUUAAAUCUUCGCUCGACAUCAGCGAAAAAGAAAAAGAUCGCUAUUUCAGCCUCUCCGAUAAAGAUGCCAGUUCUAAUGGUAUAGAACGUUCCUCUUUUUAUAGCGGUGGUUGGCAAGAUGAAAGCAGUUCUCCACGCUCUCACCUGAGCCCCGAUCAAGGGACGGGUAUAAUAAGUGGGAAAUCUUGGAGUAAGUAUAAUUACCAUCCAGCCCCCCAAAGGAAUACUCAGCAGCCUCUGGCCAAGCAUGAACAAAGGAAAGAGUCCAUGAAAAAGUCCAAACAUUUGAGGUUGUCACAGCCUUCUGAAACAACUCAGUAUAAGUCAAGCAAACGAGAAGCUCGAACAUCUGAUUCUUCCAGCCACAUUUCCCAGUCUGAAGAACAGGCACAGAUGGAUGUGGAAAUGGACUCUACUCCUGUUGGCUAUCAGUACGGUCAAGGAGCUGAUGUCACAUCAAGAAGUUUUCCAGAUGACCUGCCCAGGAUGAGGUUCAAGUGCCCGUAUUGCACACAUGUGGUGAAGCGGAAGGCAGACCUCAAGCGGCACCUUCGUUGUCACACAGGAGAAAGGCCUUACCCCUGUCAAGCUUGUGGGAAAAGAUUUAGCCGGCUAGACCAUCUAAGUAGCCAUUUUCGAACAAUUCACCAGGCAUGCAAACUCAUCUGCAGAAAAUGCAAACGCCAUGUGACUGAUCUAACAGGUCAAGUGGUGCAGGAAGGAACCAGGCGCUACAGACUCUGUAAUGAGUGCCUUGCUGAAGUUGGCAUAGACAGCCUCCCCAUUGAUUUGGAAGCUGAACAGCAUCUUAUGUCCCCAUCAGAUGGAGAUAAGGAUUCCAGAUGGCACUUGGGAGAAGAUGAGAAUAGAUCAUACGUGGAGAUUGUAGAGGAUGGGUCUGCUGAUCUGGUCAUACAACAGGUUGAUGAUAGUGAAGAAGAAGAAGAGAAGGAAAUAAAGCCCAACAUCAGGUAGCUGAAGGUGAACCAACAGAGGUGGCAUGUCUGCAACUUACAUUAACUUCCGUUUCUCUCUCUUUCCGUGGUCAGAGUCUGGUGAACAGAUCAUCAGACUGACCUAAAAGUAAUGACCUGAUAUCAUCUGCAUGCUUUCUGAACAGGCCAUUGUAUUCAUUCUGAACCUUGAUGCCCUAAAAUCUGUUGCUGCACUGGAAAGAAAGACCUAGCUUGAGUUGGCAUGAUGGAUGAACAAUUAAUCCUCUUACUUUUAUUACAGAGAUACCUUUUUUUUUAACAUUGGAAGAUCGACUUAGCAAAUUUUUUUCAAAGAAAAUAUUUUAAAUAAAUUCACCACAAUCAAACUUUAUAUAAAUAAUUUCAAGGUGUUUCAAAAACAUGUAAACUACCAAUAUUGAAUUUUCACAGGGUACCGGGUAAGAGCACAUUAAAGGGUCUGGCAGCCUAUCUGACUAAACAAAUUAGUCUUUCCAUUAACUUCAGAUCUAAAACGACCUAUCAUUAUUCCCAUAUCCUACAUGUUUUAACAUUAUGGCGGAAGACAAAUCUAAAAUUGUUGAAAUCGUUCAUAUUUGAAAUUUUUGUCAUUAAGUUAAAAAAUCACUCUUAUGUAGUCAGUAUUUAAAAAAAAAAAAGAAAGAAAGGGAGUUCCCAUCAUGGCGCAGUGGAAACAAAUCCGACUAGGAACCAUGAGGUUUCGGGUUCGAUCCCUGGCCUCGCUCAGUGGGUCAAGGAUCCGGCGUUGCCGUGAGCUGUGGUAUAGGUUUCGGAUGCGGCCCAGAUCUGGCGUGGCUGUGGCUGUGGCGUAGGCUGGCAGCUGUAGCUCAGAUUAGACCCCUAGUCUGGGAACCUCCAUAUGCUGCUCGUGCGGCCCUAAAAUGACAAAAAAAAAAAAAAAAAAAAAAAAAAAGCCAAAAAUAGAGGCUGACCAGAUAUUAUAUACAGACCUCAUUUUUUUAAAGGAGUAAACUAAUACUGUCAAGGUUGUUUUUGAAGAUCUGUCAAUAUACAGUGCUCUUCCUCUCUAAAAGAAAACUGGAGGUUCUUACCAGUUUUUAAUAGUAAUUUCUAACAUUUCUAUACUGCUAUAUUAUUUAUAAAGUGCUCUCUCACACAUUUUCCCACCAAUCAGCAGAAUAAAGAUCAUUCUGUCUGAUUUACAAAUGAGGAAAUUAAGGUUAGGAAGUUUAAGUGGUGGGGCUGGUGAGGGGACAGGUUUUGGUUUUAAAUCAUCCUCUUUCAACUGUUUCUUCCUGUAUUGUCUCCUGAAAUGGCCAAGGAAUGAAGUUAAACCUCACCAAUCUGCAAUAAUUAUAAAAAGAAGCCUAUCAGAUUUAGAGUGUAUGAAAAAAGAAGAUUUAGAAAGUAUGAAAGAAGAGGAAUUUAAUUAUCUCCAACAGCAUAUAAUAUCUUGAACUAGAGAUAUUCAAAUAGUGCUAAGUCAUGUCCCUAUAGUAUCUAUUGACAUGUUUUAUAUUGUUAUUUAUAUGUAAAUUUUAUAUAUAAAACUAUUUGAUGAUAUUAUUCUCUUAAGUUCUUUAAGCAUUUUUGCUUAGCUUGUCUAUAUCAUUUUUCAAAACAAUCUUUCUACUAGGAUACAAAGUUCAAACUUCUCCCAUAUAUGAAUUAUGAAACAUUCCAAAGUUAAGUCAAAUUGGAGAAGCUUUAUUUUAGUUCUAAAGAUAAAAUCUAAAUACUAGAAGUAAGGAACUGACCUUCAUAAAGGUCUUAGGAAGUUAUCACCAUUAAGCCUGUUUUAAUUUAAUUUUCAUAGAGAGGCUCCAUGUAUUACCUGCCAUGACAUACCUCAAAAUAUUUUAUGUUAUUAUUUUCUCUUAUUUAACUAGUGAUUGUCCUUGAUACCAAUUUGUGGGCUAAAAUGGUUAAUUUCUUUAAAUUUUCUUUAUAAAUAGAUGAAUAACCACUUUGUUUUAUGGUACUUAAUUCUGAGAUUUUUUUUCAAGAUUCCCUUAAGGGUAAAUUUCCAGUUACUUUAAAAUUGGGAGUUCCCUUCGUGGCUCAGUGGUUAAUGAGCCCGACUAGGAUCCAUGAGGAUGUAUCUUUGAUUCUUGGCCUUGCUCAGUGGCUUAAGGAUCCAGUGUUGCCGUGAGCUAUAGUGUAGGUCGCAGACUCGGCUUAGAUCCUGUGUUGCUGUGGCUGUGGCAUCAGCCGGCAGCUGCAGCUCUGAUUCAACCCUUAGCCUAGAAACCUCAUAUGCCUCGGGUGCGGCCCUAAAAAGCAAACAAAACAAAGCAAAACAAAGACAGACUGGAUAGUGUGCAUUGAGUUCAUUGUCUCCCAACAUGACCAUUCCUGAAUCAGGAGUCUUAACAAUUAAAUUGCACCAAAUGGAGUUCCCAUCAUGGCUCAGCAGAAACGAAUCUGAUUAGCAACCAUGAGGGUGAGAGUUUGAUUCCUGGCCUCGUUCAGUGGGCUAAGGAUCCAGCCUUGCUGUGAGAUGUGUGGGUCUCAGACCCAGCCCAGAUUCUGUGCUGCUGUGGCUGUGGUGUAGGCUAGCAGCUACAGCUCCAAUUCAACUCCUAGCUUGGGAACCUCCAUAAGCCACAGGUGUGGCCCUAAAAAAAUAAAGACCAAAAAAAAAAA
This is a messenger RNA of Sus scrofa (pig), 4997 nucleotides long. It is a transcript of the gene ZBTB8A, whose product is annotated as zinc finger and BTB domain containing 8A. Gene Ontology annotation, biological process: regulation of transcription by RNA polymerase II. Gene Ontology annotation, molecular function: RNA polymerase II cis-regulatory region sequence-specific DNA binding; protein binding; DNA-binding transcription factor activity, RNA polymerase II-specific. The record is from RefSeq and is a predicted model, not a curated record. NCBI's taxonomy places the organism in Eukaryota, Metazoa, Chordata, Mammalia, Artiodactyla, Suidae.